AUGGCAUUUGGAAAUUUUGAUACCAUAUGUAAUAUUACUUCCUUACCCUUGUGUUCCGUGGUGGGAUCAGUCAAUGAGACGUCAUAUUUUACUAGAGGUAUAGUUCCAGAUUGCUAUGCUAGAUCGGUAGAGUUGGCUAACACUAUGGUGUUCCAAAUAGGAAAUGCAUUUGUUCAUUUUGGUGGAUUGAUAAUCUUGUUGAUUAUUAUAUUUAAUGUUAGAGCAAAGUACACAGCUAUUGGUAGAACCGAGAUGCUUUUCUUUUUUUAUCUUAUUAUUUGUUUGAUUGUCAGCUCGUUAGUUGUUGAUUGUGGUGUAUCGCCACCAUCGUCCGGCAGUUAUGCGUAUUUUGUGGCCGUUCAGCUAGGAUUAGCCAGUGCAUCGUGUAUCUGUAUUUUGUAUAAUGGACUCUUAUGUUUCCAGUUUUGGGAGGAUGGAUCGAGAAAAUCGAUGUGGUCGUUAAGAGUGAUCUGUUUCUGCUGGUUCGUAGUUAACUUUAUCGUGGCUUUGGUUACUUUCAAGAGCUGGGAUAGUGCAUUAGACAGCAGAAAGACGAUGGCCAUGUUUGUGAUCACGUACCUUAUUAAUGCUAUUAUAUUGGCAUUUUAUGUGAUAUCUCAGAUAGUACUUGUUGUUUUUGCUCUCGAUUCAUACUGGCCCUUGGGUGCCAUCUUGUUGGGGGUAUUCUUCUUUGUUGCCGGCCAAGUGUUGACUUAUGAAUUCAGUGACGAUAUUUGUCGUGGUGCUUCCCAUUACAUCGACGGGUUGUUUUUUGGAAGUGCUUGUAACAUCUUUACUGUUAUGAUGAUCUAUAAGUUCUGGGAUAUGAUAACGGUAGACGAUUUAGAAUUCUCGGUGGCUAAUGUGGAACAUGGUGUUACUGCCUUUGGCGGUGACGACGAGAAAAGAGGUAGUACAAUUUUUAGCUAA
This is a messenger RNA of Debaryomyces hansenii CBS767, 930 nucleotides long. RefSeq names its product Chs7p (gene CHS7). The record is from RefSeq and is a predicted model, not a curated record. The transcript has a single exon. Gene Ontology annotation, cellular component: endoplasmic reticulum membrane. Lineage: Eukaryota; Fungi; Ascomycota; Pichiomycetes; Serinales; Debaryomycetaceae. The coding region runs from base 1 to 930 and encodes 309 amino acids. Gene Ontology annotation, biological process: protein folding.